This is a messenger RNA of Phytophthora sojae, 885 nucleotides long. RefSeq lists its product as hypothetical. The coding region runs from base 32 to 793 and encodes 253 amino acids. The record is from RefSeq and is a predicted model, not a curated record. NCBI's taxonomy places the organism in Eukaryota, Oomycota, Peronosporomycetes, Peronosporales, Peronosporaceae. The transcript has a single exon.
GGCUGUAGUGCACACCUCCUAAGACAAGACAAUGCCGUUCUAUGCGUUGAAGGGCGUGGCGUACUUCCUGGGCCACCCGCACCUGUGGAAGCAGGCGGCGUUCCCGCUGCUGCUGACGCUGGCCUUCAGCAUCUUCUCCGUGUUCCUGCUCUUCGCCUGGACGCUGCGUCCGCAGGAGAGCUGGAUGGCCGAGAAGGGCCUGCCCUCCGUGCUGUCGUGGAUCUUCGCCGUCAUCUUCGUGAUCGUCGAGAUCUUCCUGGUCACGCUGCUGUACGCGUUCCUGGUGCUCGAGUACUUCAAGGACAAGGUCUUCGCCUACGUGCUGCGCGAGAAGGGCUACGCCGCGCUGGUGGACCGCGACACGCAGGAGUCGGCCGUUGUGCGCGUGUGCACGUCCUUCUUCCGCCUGGACGCCAUCUUCCACGUAAUCCUGCUCAUCGUGUCGCUGCCGCUGCACCUGAUCCCGGUCAUCGGCAGCAUCGUGUACGCGUGGCUGCACAGCACCUUCAUGGCCUGGGAGUCGCACCUGUACUACUUCGACCUCAAGGGCCUGGGCUUCAAGCAGCAGCAGCGCUGGAUCAGCCAGCGCAAGUUCCAGUACUCGAGCUUCGGCUUCCAGAUGCUGCUGCUGCAGAUGAUCCCGCUCGUGGGCCCGCUCUUCAUCUUUUCCAACACGUGCGGCGCGGCGCUGCUCGCUAUCAAGAUGGAGCGCGAGGGCGGCGACAAGUGGGUCGACGAGGAGGACGACGAGGCCCUGCUGGCCAACAAGAAGGCCCCCUACGGCACGGUCUAAAGUGCAAGUUUUGUGCAAGGGUAGAGCCUGGCAGGCUGGACAGUAGGAAGGACAUAAUUGCCAGUGAAUAAUAAUUCCCAUUAACUCUAAGU